Molecule: messenger RNA, 2844 nt
Organism: Cyclocybe aegerita
Lineage: Eukaryota; Fungi; Basidiomycota; Agaricomycetes; Agaricales; Hemipholiotaceae
Source: the annotation of a GenBank genome assembly
AUGCAUCUCGCCCUCCAGAAUGAAGACAUUCUCCAUGAGAUAUUUUGGCACCUUUCGGCUGCCCCUGGUUACUAUUUCCCCCCUUUGACGGUCGUUGGGCGGGUCGAAACAAGAGCCCUUUUGAGCGCGGCCCUCACCUGUCGUCUAUUCACUGAGCCGGCGUUAGACAAACUAUGGUGGGAGAUCGAUACGAUACUUGCCAUACUGGGGUGUUUAUCCAGCUUCGCCAUGGACAAUGAGGAUGGUUCAGAAAGUCAAACCUGGUAUCUCAAUGGGCCAAUUACAAGCUCUGACUGGACCAUCGUUGAUAAGUAUGCAAGGCGUGUCCGAUCGUUCCAGUACAACGAAGAAGUGAACGUCGAUCCAUCAGUAUACGUCCAGAUGCUACGGUCGCGUCCUCACAACCCUCUUUUUCCCCAGCUGCGAAACCUCCAUAGUUUAGUUGGACCAGGAGCUGGACUUCUGCUCUGCCAAAGUCCUUCCUUGCGACGAGUCAGUAUCGACGCGAUCACCGAGGAUAGCGAAUACGACUUCUACCCAGCGAUCUGGAACCUCAUUGACGAGCUGCCCGAAUCAGCACCAUUGUUGGAGCAGCUAUCCCUCGAGGCUGCUCUCCAGCCAUCAGCCUACAGCCGGCUUGAUAGAUUUCAAAAUAUGCGAAGUAUCCACAUUCGCUACCAGCCCUAUGGCCAAGACGAGGAAACACCGACGGAUUUCGCCCUGUUGACCCCCCUCUCUUCACUGCCACAUCUCACUCGCCUCUCAUUGGUCCACGGUUCGCCCGCCUCACCAAUCGUGCAAAAAAUACCUCCAACUAUUGCUGAUUUCUCAGCUUUAACUCAGCUGCACUUUCGAGCCGCUUGGGAUCAAAUUUUGACGAUGCUCGAAGUCGUACGAUUUGACCGACUGUCUUUCUUUUCCUUGCAUGUCAUCCGGCCUCCUGCCUGGACAGAAGAUACAACAAACGAUCAGUGGGCUGUUGACGGAUGGAAGAAGAUAUUCUACUUUUUACACACAAAGACGGGGGGUUUGCUCAAGGAGUUACAGCUCAGACUGGUUCGUGGCUGGGACGAUGAAUUUAGGCCUAUGCCACCGGGGGUUCAAACCCCGCUCUACAUCGAAGACGCACGCAUCCUCAGGAAUUUGACGAUCGUGAACAUCAUGUUCCCCCUCGUUCAUUCGCUAACGAACCACGACGUCGCCUUGCUGACCGAGGCGUGGCCUUUCCUCGAGUCUUUGCAUCUCAUGACAGAGAAGCGUGGUACGGCCAAUUUUGCCGCGUUCGUUAAGAUCGCUACAGGACUCCCUCGACUGAAGAAGCUCGGCCUAUGCAUCAGGGCCGACGACGGUCUCCCGAAUCGCCAUCAAGUGCCGAUCCUUUCUCAUCCUCUCCAGGAAUUCGACGUCAUGGGUUCAUCCAUCGAUGAUCCUUCCAAAUUGGCGUGUCUCCUCGAUCGGCUGUUCCCCAAUCUCUUCACGUAUUUGUCAGGACCUAUCAAGAAUUCAGACUGGGAUGUCAUCGACAAGUACGCAAAACGUGUACGGUCGUUGUAUUUUAUCGAUUCCGAAGGAGUGGACGCUUCAGUUUAUCUCCACCUGAUGCGCUCUCGCCCAAACGUCCCCCUUUUCCCCUACCUUCAAGACCUUUGCGCGAAUUUGGAAUCGGGAACCGCUCUGAUGCUCCUACACACUCCAUCUCUCCGUAGAAUUUUCCUGGGGUUACAAGGGCCUCCUGGAGAGCGUUGCUUUCCCGCCAUUUGGAACUUCGUGGAUGAAUUGCCCGAAUCGGCUCCUCGAUUGGAGCGGCUUGACCUGGGCCUUUUCUCCCUUAGGCUUCCAGAUCACACCCACCGUUCCCUACGCCGAUGUCAAAACUUGCGGUCUUUGCAUGUUUUUUACGGGCCACACGCCGUUGAUGCAGCCUCGCCGACGGAUCCAAGCACUCUCGGAGUUCUUUCAGAGUUAGAUCAUCUUAAUCACCUGCAUUUCUCCCUCGGAAGCGCGACAUCCCCAGUCGUCCACAAACGCCCUCUAUCCACGGCAUUCAGAUUCCUAUCUCUUACAAGACUGACGGUAUCUGCCGCUUGGAGCCAGGUAGUCCCUUUGAUGUCCGCUGCAUCAUUUAUCAAGCUGGCGUCGCUGGACGUCGAGGUGCUGGAGCCUUAUCCAUGGCAGACCUCGCCAGAUCCCCCGCCGGUGCACUGGGGGACAGACGCCUGGACGUCAUUCAUAGAACUUUUACGAAACAAUAUCAAUCAUACAAUCGAAGAACUCAGCGUGCGGACUCAUACCCGAGUUCGCGAUCAGCCUGAUCAGACGGGCUUGCAACGCCCAAAACUUGGAGACCUCUCUUUCCUCCCCAACCUGACGAAACUCCACAUCGCCUGCCCAUUCCUUCCGACUCUCAUAAACGAGGACAUUUUUUGCCUUUCGGAGGCCUGUCCCCGUCUGCAGCACCUCCACCUCCAAACACAAUUCCUCGGCAGCAUCGACUUCCGAGCCCUCAUGAUCAUCGCCGAUGCGCUCCCCGACUUGCGCUCGCUCGGCCUGUCCAUCCACGCGGAGACGAUUCCACAUCACACCGAAAUUCCUGUCAAGUCCCAUCGGCUCGAGAUUUUUGACCCGUUAACGUCUUCGAUCAAGCAUCCCGCCAACUUUGCACACAGUUUCGACAGGAUUUUCCCGCAUAUUGAGGACCUCUUGCUGACAGGAAGGGCGAAGGACCUGUGGUCGCAGAUCGAUUCACUUCUUAGAAAAUUCCAGAUUGCACGGCAGGAUGAAGUUCUGCGAGUCCGGGAUGCGAAUCCUAAUCCUCAUCCAACGGGCAUGGCUGUAGAUGAGUAA